AUCCGUCGGUGAUCCGCGAGGAACCGGAAGUGAUUGAUUCGCCGUUUGGAAAUCCUUCACUUGUCUGAUUAUUGCCUAAUUUAUCAAGAGUAAGAAGAGUUACUGGCAGAGGUAAGAACUUUACCGAAAAUAAGCUUUGUUUGAAUGACUAUAGUGAUGAUGAAAGAGCACGUAGAGUGUAUGUAAAGAAAGAAAACAGUCGUUUGAGCUCAUCUUGCUAAGUGUAGCAGGCUGCAGGAGACCGACCUGCUUAGGAGCUGCUCCUCCUCAAAGUGCUCCAGCGUUCAGUAUUAAACUUUAGAGACUGAUCAGAGGACAUUUCGCCUUCAAUCUGGAGCUGUUCAAUCGAUUACUGUACUCUUGUUAACCUUACACCUGUGGAGUUCAUGUAAACAAAGACAGAAACGAAGGCAGAGCAUCAGUGCAUUGUUUAGAUAGAUGUAUUUAUUAUUACUAAAUGCAUCAAGCUAUUCCAUUAAACUAUUCUUAAUCUAAAACUUCACAUACCUACCUUGUUGUUUAGAAUUUUUUGAGAAUCACAUUUUCAGGAUGUCAGACUUGGACUUCAGACAUCGUAUCAGUUUUUCACUGAAAACAGUUUUUUCAGCUGUUGAUGCUGAUAGAAAGAGAGAGUGGGUAAACAAUGUCUGUGUAAUAUUUAAUAGAGUAAAAUAGGUUACAAUUAAAUAUAAACCUCUAGAUCAGGGGUGUCAAACUCAACCUGGGGGCCACACAGGGUCAACAUUUCUCCAAAACUGUUAACCUCCUUUUCAAAAAAUAUGCAAAACAAAAACAGCAAUUAUUAUACAUCAUUUGGAAAUUCAAAAAAAAUAAAAAGAUAAGUUUAAAGGCAAAUUGAGAUAGAAAAAAAUGUUCUCUUUUCAUUCUUUAUUCUAUUUUUAUUUAUUGGUUCAAAAGAUCAGAACAUGAUAUUAAAAAUGGAAAAAUAAUGUUUUUAAAGAGCAAAUGAAUGUUGAAAUCAGAUAUAAAAGGUCAAAAUAUGACUAAAACUGGAAUCUAAAGUAUAAAAAUAAUACAAGACUAAAUACUGGGUUGGACAAAAUCAAAGCAUGAAAUAAAAAAUCCAAUCAUGUUUGACUCGUAAUCUUGAAAUGCAAAAUUGAAAACAUGAAAUAAAAUACCAAAUAUUUUCCCCCACAUUUUUGACUAUUUAUCAAAUCUUCCUUACUCUUUAAUUUUGCGGAUUGUUGUGGUUUAUUAAGGACAUUUUAAAUAAUGGUGCUAAAGUUUACUUUAUUAUACUGAAGGAAAUCUGCAGACUUUAUACUGGUGGGCCAAUAAUAAUUAAAAUAAAAAUAUGAUAUGAUCUUGUGGGCCAGAUAUAAUUGUUCCAUGGGCCAGAUUUGGCCCCUGGGCCUUAAGUUGGACACCUGUGCUCUAGAUUUAUGUCCAACCAUGUGUAAUUAUUGAAAUAGAAAAAACAACAAACCCAUGCCAUGUAUUAUUCCAUUAUCUCAUGCACAUCACAGUUUAAUAAACAUGGUUAUAUACUGAAGAACAUGAUUUAGAUGUGUGUUAAAGAAAAAUACAAUGCUGUUGAUUUCAAAGCAGGACUUUUAGUUUUGUGAGAAACUAUAUUAAACUGCAUUUUUUAAUUGUAUUUUUUUACAUCGUAACAGAAAUUGAAGUAAACACUUGACAGUUUCUGCUAAAGGUUUGAUAUUGAGUCAUCAAGGAUUGGUUAUGACCACAGGCAUCGUUUGAUGAUUAUUUUUGAAUGCCAUAAAUCUGCCCGAUUGAUUAUUUUGCAGACCAAUUCAUUUGUCUAUUUCUAUCGCAAUGCCUUUUAUCAUAGCCAUACUAAUAAUUGAUACAAUAAGUAUGCAGACCUCAUAUACAUAUUCCCGGUAGGUAUUUAUAAACAAGAACAUAUGCUUGUACAAAUGCAUGCGUGAAGGCCUAGAUAUACAUAAACACACAGGUUCUAUUUUCUAAACACACACAUAUGUAAACUGGUUCUCACAUGCAUACACCAUAGACUGUAUCCACAUGUUAUAUUAUAUCCAGGCUUAUGUAUUUUUGUGCAUGUUUAAGCCAUAAUGACCUCUUGAAUCACAGUUUUCCACUUAAUAAAAUCUGGAGGUUUUCUUUCAUCCUUUUGUUGUCUGCUUCAGCACUGUGACCACCAUUUUUUCAAUUUGGUAGCAUUCAUUUGUGUGUACACAAGCUGGAGACUAUACCAGUUUAAUGUGCUGAGUGAUUUGCUUUUCAAAAUUUACUCCUUAAGCAGAGGAACUUUUAAGAAAAACCUUAAAAAUAUAAAUUUUGUAUUUUACUUUUCUUAUUUUGCUCAUAUCUUGUAAAUUCCCUCUUUAUGUUCAGUAUUGAGCAAUUUGAGGCACUUUUAUUUGCUUUAAGUGAGUGUGAGAAUGGUGCUCAGGGAUUUAACUUGCAUUGCCUUGUCUUAUGUAUGUGUCACUGUUAGGUGGUGAUGGGUGACAUCCGACAGUCGUUGCUGCCUCGAGAUGUGCUGAGUGCAGCCAAGGAGCUGCUGUAUCACCUGGACAUCUACAUCUGUAACUUGGUGCAGUCAGGACGGCAGCCUCCUCAGGUUGAUUCCAAAACCCUCGAGUUGGUCGAGGAGUUCAUCCUGCAUGCACCCAAAGACAGAAACGCCCCAGCCAGGGUAAGACUGGAUACUUAUAGACCGUUUAUUGAUGCAUGUGGGUGGACUGCUAAUAAACUGUAUGUACUCUUUCAGAGGAUGAGCGCUCUGCAGGAGCUCCAGCUGCUGGAAAUCAUGUGCAGCUGUUUCCAGGAACAGAGCCGCGAUGCUGUCCGUCAGUUAAUGUUCUCCGCCCUCUUUAGUCUCCAAGGCAACCAGGCGGAUGAAAGUCGCAUGGCAUUGUUGGGCAAGCUGGUUUCCAUGGCAAUUGCUGUGGGCAGGGUGCCUAUCUUAGAGUGUGCCGCUACCUGGUUACAGGUGAGGGUUCACACACAUAAACUGACUGAAAUAUGUAUCAAAUGUUUGCGUGUUUUGGGUUCGUUCAGUUUGAGUCCCACUUUUUGUGUGAUGUUUAUCAGCUAUUAAAGGUCGGGUAGGCAGGAUCUGGAUCUUUCUCAAUUCAUUUGUUUUGGUGGACUAUGAAUGUACUGAAAAUGUGCCUCUGAUUAUGUUUGUAUCUUGCAGAGAACCCACAGAGUGUACUGUGUGCGUCUAGCACAGGUGCUUGUCGAUGAUUAUUGUAGUCUGGUGCCAGGCUCAGUGCCCACCCUGCAGAACAUCCACAGUGCCAGCCCACGCUUCUGCUGCCAGUUCAUCACUGCUGUCACCACCCUUUAUGACCUCACCUCAGGUACCCCAAAAAAUAUUUAAAAAGUGUGUUUGUCAUUAGAGAGAUUUGAAAUCUUUUGAGUACGAUAAAAUGAUGCGAUUAAAAAAAGGGAAUCGUGUCAACAGGCUCUCCUAUUUUUGUAUUUUUAGAGGAGCUCACGCCUCCUUUAGAGCUCCUCCAGAUGAUUGUGUUGUGGAUUCAAGAAGACCCUCGUCUGGUCCUCAUCACCUUCCUGAACACACCCCUUUCUGGCAGCCAGCCAAUCAGCUCACUGGAUGUCACACCAUUAGGCGGGUUAGUGCGCUGGUGUGUCAAAGCACCUCUUGCCUACAGAAGAGGAAAGAAUCAGGCAUUAACCAACGGCACCACUGAGAGUGAGCCUGAGGUGGGGUCUCUUUUCUCCGGUCUCCAUCUGAGUGUCCUACAGGUGAGUGUUUAAGUACAUUCUUAUCUUAUAUCUAUAAGCAGCUUACUUAAAACCUCUGCCAGGAUGAUAAUCAAGUUUUUGUUCGUCUACUGCUACAUUUAGGUCUUCAUGCUUUUGCCAAACAUACUAAAUGAGAAGGGGCUGUUUGGACGCUUGGGGCUGCUCCAGGUGGAGUCCCUGGCUGCUCUGACCUCUGACCUUUCCCGGCUGUUGGACCAGGCUGACAAACACACACAUACCUCAUCCUCAGAUUCGCAUGCACUGUCUCAGCUGACCCUGGACCGGCUGGCUCAAGCCCUGCAGGUUGCAAUGGCCAAUGGAGCUCUGCUUUGCUCAAGGGGUAAGAAGGUGGACAGUAACGUUACUUAUGGAAAAUUCUGCCCCAUACAGUCCUUGGUGUUUAUGUAUUUUUACUAAUGAUGAAAACUGAUAAUAGGGUCAGCAUUAGAUCAAAAUCAGAAGGUUUUAUAUCCUCCAUAUUUACAACAAACACUUAUCUUUAAUGAUGUACUCUGGUGAUGUAUGAAUGAUUAUUUCAUCCACCUUGUCUCCAUUACAGAGGACCUACGAGCAAUCUGUUCCCGACUCCCACACAAUAAGUAAGAAGUUUUGACUACAAACUUACCUAAUGAGGAUUUACAAAGGGUUAUUUGGUUGUAGCUCAAGAUACUGUACGUAUAACAAAAGCAUGAUUUGAUCUCCAAAGCAAACUUUUUUUUUUUUUUUUUGGUUAUGCACAGUAGAAUGAAAAUAAAACCAAUUCAGUUUAACAAAACCAAGGAGGGCCACAGCAAACACAAAUUUUAGUCCUGCAGCUUAAGUUCAGAGAUGCAUUUCGAGACACAAAAAAAUCAAAUUUUUAGGCCGUACUCUGGGAUUUUGUACAGAUCCUUAAAUUGUAUCCAGAAUAAGAUGACAACACAAUUUGGUCACUGCACAAACUACACAUUUGCACAGUUAUAGAUUAUAGAAAGCCUAUCACAUUGAUCACGUUAUCUACAUACAACAAAUCCUGGACUUUUUAUUCAUGGUGUGUAAUGUAAUUGUAAUGCCACAAUGUUAAAGCCACUGUGAGAGAGUUUCACAACCUUCACUGAAAGAACAAUCACUAAUUUCUGCAAGCUUUUUAAUCAGAUUUGUUCUACGAUGUAUGAUUUAUCAAAAUAAUUUAGCUGUAUAUUAAUUUUUUGACUCUCUUUUCUCCUUUUUGUGUCGUGUUUGUGUCUCCAGUUUGCUCCAGCUGGUUUUGUCUGGCCCGGUGAUGUACUACAACAACAUCCACACUCCUCCUCUGGCCUUCAGCCCGCACGCUGCCCACUCCCCCAUCGCCUCACAUCCCACACACCCAGCUCACCCUGCCCACCCCACACACCCCACACACCCCACACACACACCUCUUGCACCACAUUCCUCCUCUCACGCGCAGUACCCUGCUCAGCCUUUCCUAACGGGGAUGCCGUUUCCCUUCAGACCCAGCCACUAAAACUUAUCAUGUCCAACCUUUCUGCAGAUGUGGAGCUGUGUGUGUGUACGUCUGUGUGUGUGUAUAGAUAUGUGUGAAUGUUAGUUGUUGUUAUGCUUGAGUUACUGUGUGUGUGUGUGUGUGUGUGUGUGUGUGUGUGUGUGUGUGUGUGUGUGUGUGUGUGUGUGUGUGUGUGUGUGUGUGUGAUGAAUUAUUACGUGAAUAAGUGGAUUAGCUAUAAGUCUGUGAGGCUGUCUGUCCAAUAAAUAUUUUUUUACCUCAC
Molecule: messenger RNA, 5468 nt
Organism: Xyrichtys novacula (pearly razorfish)
Lineage: Eukaryota; Metazoa; Chordata; Actinopteri; Labriformes; Labridae
Source: the annotation of a GenBank genome assembly